This is a messenger RNA of Sphaerodactylus townsendi, 1334 nucleotides long. It is a transcript of the gene SLC35A2, whose product is annotated as solute carrier family 35 member A2. Lineage: Eukaryota; Metazoa; Chordata; Lepidosauria; Squamata; Sphaerodactylidae. Bases 70 to 612 code for a protein of 180 amino acids. The transcript is spliced from 4 exons. Gene Ontology annotation, cellular component: Golgi membrane. The record is from RefSeq and is a predicted model, not a curated record. Gene Ontology annotation, biological process: pyrimidine nucleotide-sugar transmembrane transport. Gene Ontology annotation, molecular function: UDP-galactose transmembrane transporter activity.
CGGAGCGAGGCCGGUGAUGCGGAAGUGCGAGCCGGGGCUGGGGAGCUGGCCGGCCCGGCGGUUGCCACCAUGGCCGCCAUGGCUGCGGGCCCGGGGAGCGACGGCGGGAGCCCGGGAGCCGCAGGAGCUAACCGGCAGUUGAAGUACAUCAGCUUGGCAGUCCUGGUGGUGCAGAAUGCGUCCCUCAUCCUCAGCAUCCGGUACGUUCGCACGCUGCCCGGGGACCGCUUUUUUGCCACCACGGCCGUGGUCAUGGCCGAAGUCCUCAAGGGAGCUACUUGCCUGCUGCUCAUCUUCAUUCAGAAACAAGGUGACCUGAAGCAGUUUGCCUCGUUCCUGUACGAUUCUGUUGUGGUGCAAUACAUGGACACUCUCAAGCUGGCCGUGCCUUCGCUCAUCUACACCCUCCAGAACAACCUGCAGUACGUGGCCAUUUCCAACCUGCCUGCGGCCACCUUCCAGGAUGGCAGCGAAAGAAAAAGGCUCCUAAUCGUUGAGAGGACAUCCUCUGCCAGAGUUCCUGACAGUGGGUCAACGGUGGACCAAAGGCUACCAGGUUUUAAUCUACGCCCCCUAAGAGUUCGUGGUCAUGUGGCUUUUAGUUCCUCUUAAAUAUCUAAGUCUUGGGAUCGUUGCCUCUUCGUGCUGCCGGGGCCCACAGAUUCAUUCUGAAUGAGUUUAUCAUCGCGCCGAGCAGACAGACAAGCCCGGAACGUUCCCAGAUUACUACCAGCAUCAAAUCCUUCAGCUCAACAUGCCUUGUUUGAGUGAUGUUUCUCCCCCAUCCCACAGGGUGGCCUUUAGGUUACUGGCCGCAGCCCAGCCAAAGUUUGCGAGCAGGUCACUUGUGUGGUUCACUCAACACAAAAGGAUCAAGUGAAGGGUGACAUUCAUUUGCUCCCUCUUGGAGUCUGGGAAUGAACUGGAAGGCGGCGUAUGACCAAAGGGAGACAGGGCCUUCCUUUCCUCCCAACAGCAGAAACGCAGCCCUCGCUGGGCGAUGCAUUCCCUUCUUUUCCCCCCAUGGGGUUGCAGUAUCAUGCUCAGUAUUAAGGGGCUUAAAGCAUAUGGUGAUCAGAGCCAGCAUAUCUAUUUAUAUAUAUAUAUAUAUACAUAUAUAGCUCUUUAAUACUCAUCUUGCUACCCAUAUUUAUUGCUGUGCAAACUAAUACAAAAUUUAUAAUUAUUGGGGUGAGUGUAGAGUUCUUGAUUCAGAGCUGAAUGACAGCAUAAAGAAGAGUUGUUUUUAUACCCUGUUUUUCUCUAGAAGAAGAGUUUGGAUUUAUAUCCCCCCUUUCUCUCCUGCAGGAGACUCAAAGGGGCUGACAAUCUCC